GGCGGUUCUUUUCUGUCGAGCGUUUUCAACGCCGAUGUCACAGGCGAGUCGCGUGAGGUGCUGCGUACUCGGAUGUUCGGCCACUUAUCAAAGCACCGAUGAAUCUGGCGAAAAAGUCCGCUUCUUCGGCUUUCCCGCAAGACCCCACGAUAUUCAACGCAGAAACAAGUGGAUUGACAACAUUAGACUAGCCCGGAAAGACGUCAAAGGAGCUUGGUCACCCUCAAAAAACUCCAAGGUCUGCUCAAGGCACUUCGUUGGUAACGUUAAAGGAGAAGAUCCGCGGGAAGCCAAUUACAUCCCUACCAUCUUCCCUGUUGUGAGCAGCAAGACUGCAGAGAAGUAUAAUAGGCUCCUGAAGACGAAGCAGAACGCUAAAGCCAACCUAACUGAGCAAUCGCCGCAAAAGCCCCUUGAAGCAAGUAAAAGGCCUCGAGGUACUGGAGAAACGGAAAAUUCCUUACCGUCCUCCAAAGCAGCUACUAGAGAAGUCGCCCGUGGAACUACAAUGGAAGGACAGGUUUGCUCAUUUUUCGGUGACUUGUUUAUUUCAUGCCUUUUAACUACACUACACGAAAGUAUAUACGCGGAACACCGGGAUUUCCUAACGUUAACCGCACCAGCGAUUACGGCGUGGUUGGCUGGUCAAGCAUUAGUGCCGACUUAAAAGCGGUAGUACAGUGGACAGGCAGGUUACCUACGAA
Dermacentor andersoni is the source of this 704-nucleotide messenger RNA. NCBI's taxonomy places the organism in Eukaryota, Metazoa, Arthropoda, Arachnida, Ixodida, Ixodidae. The record is from RefSeq and is a predicted model, not a curated record.